AGCUUCAUCAGGUACAGGGGGCGCGUCUGUGUAAAGUGGGAAGCGGGUUUCAAUUUCAAACCCAAACAGUCCGAGGGACGACACAGUGACUUGUGCGAUAACGUCAAAACCGAGUAGUUAACAGCGCUGUAGAAUUUGUAACGUCUUUCAAACACAAUCCAGAACCGUGUCGUUUUCGUCGGCCGUCGUUACAGCCCACAGAAUCCGCGAAAAAAAGUCGCCCGCCGCGUCUUCGGUCCAGUUUUCCGCGCCUGGUUAACGUUAAUUUGGAUGACAAACCGACGCUUGGCUUGUUUAUACUGCAGGUGUUGACCAAUCCGGAUACUGCAUCACAGUAAAACUACAACUGUGUUAAUACACAUAUAUCUGUCAUAGCAAGCCGUUUCUGCAAGAAACAUGCCGAGGUCAAACAGGCAAAGAGAAUACAAACCUGGAGAUCUUGUAUUUGCUAAAAUGAAGGGGUAUCCACACUGGCCUGCGAGGUCUUAUCAGCCAUACCCUGUGUCAGCAGGCUUCAGGCCCUGCCCCACCUAUCCUGACACAGUGGCUCUAUCUAGGAAUGCCAAAAGGCCCGUCUGCCAGAGAGAGAUUGAUGAAUUACCUGAAGGAGCCGUCAAGUCCCCCUCAAACAAGUACCAGGUGUUCUUUUUUGGAACGCAUGAGACGGCAUUGCUGGGGGCCAAUGAUUUGUUCCCGUAUGAUGAACAUAAGGAAAAGUUUGGAAAAGCAAAGAAGAGGAAAGGCUUCGCUGAGGGACUCUGGGAGAUUGAGAACAACCCCACUGUCACGCACGAAGGUUACGAGGACAAUGCAUCUGUAGGUGCAGGGGAUACAGGUAGUUCGGAGAAAGCGGAUGCAGAGGGCAGCAGUGACGAGGAUGAAGGGGCCUUGGUCAUCGAUGAGAAGAACGAGAGGGGAGGAACUAAACGAAAAGCAGAGGAGUCUACAGAGGCAUCUCCCAAGCGGCCGAAGGAUACGGAGGCGGAAGGUGACUCUAAAGUAGACGGCAGCAAGUUGAACGCAGAGGCCAAGCUCAAUGAUGUGGCUGGAUCCAAGGCAACUGCUCCCCCCUCACAGAGUGAGUCAAAAGUGGAGGCCCAGGAAAACGCUCCCGAGGGAGGCCAGCUAACAGCAGAUAAGCCUGUGACAGACAGUGCUUAACGUCAAGUCACAGAAAUAAACCAAGAACCUUUGACGCUUUCCUCUGGAGUUCAAGCAUCAACAUGAUUUCCUGCAGGAUGCCAGAUUAAUAGGAGAAUUAAAAAACAAAACUAAGUGUUUGUAUUAAGAGGCAAACAAAUCCUCAUUUGCCAUUUUUGGGAUAUCAUAUAUCUCAGAAACAAAAAGUUUGCUAAUCUGAUUUCAAACAAUUGAAAAGAGCACUUUAAGGCUCAUUUAUAAAUGGGAUUUUGGUGUGUAUAUAUUUUUUAUUUCUAAGUGCAAUUACAUAAUUACAAAGACUGAAUGCUAGGUGUCAAAAACAUUUUUCAGUUCAGAAUGAACUGAAUAUAUGGUAUCAUAGAUAAAAAAGGGGAACAUUUAAGCAUAACAAAAAAAGAUAAAUACUCUAAUUUGAUGGUUUUAAAUCUCACAUAGAUAUUAUGCAGGAGUGAAAACAAAUUUUUCACCCACGCUCUUGGCUGUAGUUCAUAAAUUAAAAUGUUUUACUUCCGUUUGUUUCACCUAGCUUCUCAGCCUCAUCUUAAAUCAUAUAUUCAGUCAUUGGAUACAUGAGUUGCACUUUCAGAUUAUUUUUUUCCUGCCCUGUUCAUCAUUGUCUAGUUCACUGUAUGAUGUUUUUAUGCAACACAGGUUUUGUUGCUAUGGUGUAGUAUAUGCUUCAUUGCAGAUGACCAAAUUAUGUGAUUGAUUUCUCCAUGUUGAAUGUGUAAAGCCCAUUUAGGAAGAGCUUUUUUUUUUUUUUUUUUUUUUUU
Molecule: messenger RNA, 1934 nt
Organism: Scatophagus argus
Lineage: Eukaryota; Metazoa; Chordata; Actinopteri; Scatophagidae
Product: hepatoma-derived growth factor-like
Exons: 7
Coding region: 397-1161 (254 amino acids)
Biological process (GO): regulation of transcription by RNA polymerase II
Cellular component (GO): nucleus
Molecular function (GO): transcription coregulator activity; double-stranded DNA binding
Source: RefSeq, a predicted model, not a curated record